GGGAUAAUCACCAGUUUUGAUUGCUUGUUUGAUUUCAAUCCGACAAUUUUUGUUUUCUUUAAUGUCAAAAGUCGAGGUAAACGGAAGGCGUUAAUUAUGGCAGUAAUACUGAAAUCAAAUCAAUAGUGGUAUCUAGACUAUUUUUCAGGCCGGGCUACUGAAAAAAGUCCUGAUUUUAUGAAACCUCGAUGGUAUUUCUCUUGAGAUAAGGCAGCAAAUAUAAUGUAAUCAGUGAAGGAAAACCGUCUUUCCGUAAAAAGUAAAUCCCCUUGACGGCUUAUUAGAUUUAACCUAUAAGAGAUCUCUAAUGAUUUGCUUAGCGUAUUACAAAUGUUUAGACAGGACUUCCGUAUUGUUCACAACAUCCGGCCAAAAUAUAUGAUUAGCGUAUUGUAAUUACUGUUCAAGUGUGCAAUGAUUGAAUAAGCCUGAGAUUUCUCUCGAAACAGGGCCAGAAAUCGGACGGUUUAUAAGAUUUUCGUCAGCCAUUGUUUGAAGAAGGGGAAAUUUUACAGUUUUGAAAAAGCACCUUCCUGGAAUCUCUAGUUUUAUUUUUAUUAUUCCUUGACAUUCGAAAGUUUUAUUUCUAAUGAAUUUCACACUACUUUCGACUGCCUUUUCGAUAUUUUUGUUAUCAGUAUGCUUGGUUCUCGUAAGAACAUCCGAUGUGAAAUCGAAGCCAGCGCCCGAAAAGGGACAAAAUGUUUGCGCGUAUCAAAGAGUGAAAACACAAUUGGUGUUACGACGAAAUGCAACUUCCACAAGGAACUUAAAAAUUGUGGACUGCGGCAUUCCUUCUUUUCCAAAACUAAAAUGUAAAGAAGAAAGAAAUGAAACAAAGAUUUACUGGUACCCAGUACGCGAGUUUAUUCACUAUAACAUCUUCGACUGUUGUCCGGGAUGGAUUGGGUACAAACCAAAAGUUGGGUGCAAGGAACGUGUUCCUUGUGGUGUGGCCAUCCCUCAAAAAGCUCCCUUACAUUGCCACGAAAGCAGAGGUAAAGACUUAACAAAACAUCGAGGAAUCUACAAACUGGGUCACGUGAACAAUCUUCCUUUUCCUAUGAGCGACAUCAAUGCGUAUCUGUUAAUUAACCUCACACUGGCUGAUCCGUUUACUGAAACGUGGAUGAAGUUGUAUGGUUAUAUGUUGAAGAAAAAUCUGGCGCUCAUUCAGAGCUUUCCCAAGACGAAUACGAAAGAAUUCACAAAGAUCUUCGACUACGAGGGAGUGUAUCAUUUCUUUAUCAAGCAACAGCAGAAUGAAGAAAUGGUUCGCCCGUUUUUCCGCUUUCCUUCUCAAGAGGAACCCUUCAAAAGCGUCAUCAAUAAUAUCACGUGGCGUGAAGAUCGGGUGUUCACCGAGCAGCGGUUAGCUGGACUCAAUCCUAUGUCGCUGAUGAAAGUUACCUCUGGUCAAGAUUCUGUCGGUGUUAAAUGGUCUGAUCUCAAAUCACGCUUGAAUCAAAACUACGACUGGGACGCCGCGGUCACGAGGAGCCUGGGAAAGAACAUUCUGCUUGAAGAAGCUAUUGCCGAUGGGUCCAUUUUCGUUGCCCAGUACCCAGUCUUCGACAACCUCGUUACAGUGCCGGACAUCACUGAACACAGGCCCACGCGGAAAAUGUGGCCCGCAAUGUCUCCAAUAGCAUUGUUCGUCUCGCGUCCAGGGAAAAGUGGUGCGCCUGCGCAGUUACGACCAGUGGCUAUCCAGCUUGAUUAUACGCCUGACUCCCAGGUCUACUCCCCUGAGGAUGGAGACCUAUGGGCUCUAGCUAAAGAGAGCUUUCAAGUAACGGACUUCGCUUACGUGGAAAUGGUGGAACAUCUACUGAAGACCCAUCUCAUGAUGGAGCCGUUCUGUGUGUGCGUUCUGAGACACCUGUCAAAAUUGCACCCUCUGCACCAGCUACUUAAGUACCACUGCAGAGGUUUACUGCCGACCAACAAAGUGGGUUUUCCUAAACUGGUAGAUGACAAAGCUUACAUGCAUCAGUUAUUUGCCAUUGGUAAUAUCGGCGCUGUUACUCUGUUGGUCCGUGCUUAUCAGACCUUAACGUGGGCUGAUACGGACUUCAGAGCCAAAAAUAAGGCACGAGGAAUCGAUGACCGGUCCAAAUUACCAUAUUUUCCGUACCGAGACGAUGGAGAAGUCAUAUAUCAGGCCACGGAAGAUCUCGUCAACGAUUACGUUAACUUUUAUUACGCCGCUGACAAUGAUGUACUGGAGGACCAUGAAAUCCAAGGUUUCGCCAACGAGGUGUCAUCCGAUGGCCUGGGCAGUAACGGCGGUCAAGGAAAGGUGCUUAUUUACUGA
Molecule: messenger RNA, 2317 nt
Organism: Orbicella faveolata
Lineage: Eukaryota; Metazoa; Cnidaria; Anthozoa; Scleractinia; Merulinidae
Product: polyunsaturated fatty acid 5-lipoxygenase-like
Biological process (GO): lipid oxidation
Molecular function (GO): oxidoreductase activity, acting on single donors with incorporation of molecular oxygen, incorporation of two atoms of oxygen; metal ion binding
Source: RefSeq, a predicted model, not a curated record